Messenger RNA from Parnassius apollo (apollo), 417 nucleotides. NCBI's taxonomy places the organism in Eukaryota, Metazoa, Arthropoda, Insecta, Lepidoptera, Papilionidae. The record is from the annotation of a GenBank genome assembly.
AUGAUACUUAUCGAACCUAGAUUGAUUGAAAAAUUAAAACAAGAAAAUAAGGUUAAUAGUAGUUUAUCUCGAUUAGAUAUUGAAAUGCAAAAUAUUAUGAAUAGUAAGACGGAAGACCGAAAUAAAUGGAUGUUAUAUUUAGAAACACUGCAAAGAUACCUUCAUUUUACCGAAGAGGAUCGUCAACCAUUCAGAUUACCAAUUUAUUCUGAUACAUCUAAUGAAGAUUCAAAUGAGUCUAAAAUUGGUUUUAAAAAUAAAGAUAGAGAUCUAAAAACUUCAGUUGAUGCUGAAUCUUUGUUGGAGGAGAAUCGAUCCAUUAAAAGUAAAGAAAAUGAUGAAAAUCCACUUUACGCACCAGCUCAAAUACUCAGUUUAAUACCAAAAACUUAUAAUAAAAAGGACAGUUAUUAUUAA